Molecule: messenger RNA, 3398 nt
Organism: Camelus dromedarius (Arabian camel)
Lineage: Eukaryota; Metazoa; Chordata; Mammalia; Artiodactyla; Camelidae
Gene: NKAPD1
Product: NKAP domain containing 1
Exons: 6
Coding region: 632-1510 (292 amino acids)
Source: RefSeq, a predicted model, not a curated record
UCGGCUCCCGCUUCUCCCAGACCGCUUCCUCCCCACACCCCCGCCACGCGAGGCUGCGGCGCACGGUAUGGGUGUGUUUGUGUGUAUUUGUGUGGGGAGGGCGUUUGGAGGGAAGGUUACCGGGAGCUCCGUGGCCGCUGAGGGGCAGGGAUCCCGGUGACGAAGAUGGGGGUGUUUUCUCUGUCUUCCACUCGGAAGCCCCAACCCCCCCUUCAGCCACUCUAGUUACUUUUUGCGGCCCAGUCGAGUAUCUUACCGGUCCAAAGCGUCCCCAUCCUUUUGGGGAGCGAAACCCAAUCCCCGGGUCCGUCCCAGAGGAGCGGGAGCGGGGAAUGCCCCAGCCAACCCGGCCGCCCGGAUUCCACGCCGGAGCAGCCUCCGGCCUCAGUCCGGAGAGAAAUCUGCCGGUCGGUCUGGGCUGGGGGAAAGGCGGCCGUGGCCUGGACCACGGGUGAGGGCGGAAUAACCGGUGGGAAGGCUGCGUUUUCACAAAGGACUUGGGUGAAGCUGCAGAGCUGCUUUUGAGCCCUGACUCCUUGGUUUCCCCGGUCGGAGGAGAUCUUGUAAUGGAGUGGUUCUUCGUCUCACACUAACAAGAUGCCUGAUUUCCUCAGGAUGGAGGGAUUGAAGAAUGUCGCGAGUUCCUUUGGGGAAGGUCCUCCUGAGGAAUGUCAUCCGACACACAGAUGCUCACAAUAAGAUUCAGGAGGAAUCAGAUAUGUGGAAAAUAAGAGAACUGGAGAAACAAAUGGAAGAUGCUUACCGGGGGACCAAAAGGAAAAUGUUACCUAGCAGUUCAAGCCGGAUGCGUAGUGAUGGUUUUGAUGAAGAAGCUCAAAGCGACUAUUGGAGGCCAAAGAAUGAAAUUUCUGGUGCACUGGAUGAUGAUUUUCUUAAGGCUAAAUCCUGGAACAAGAAGUUACAUGAUUAUGAAGCUAACAUGCCGGACAGAUGGGGUCACAGUGGAUAUAAAGAGUUAUACCCUGAAGAAUUUGAAACAGACAGCGAUCAGCAGGAUAUUACCAAUGGGAAGAAAACAUCUCCCCAGGAAAAAUCAUCUACUCACGAAUCUCACAAACACAAGAAGUCAAAGAAAUCCCACAAAAAAAAGCAGAAAAAAAAGUCACACAAGAAACAGAAGAAAAGCAAAAAGGAAGCCACAGAUGUAAUAGCAGAUUCCUCAAGCGAGCUCUCAGAAGAAACUGGGGCUUCUAGUACCAGGAAAAGGAAACAACCACAUAAGCGCAAGAAAAAAUCCAGAAAAAAGUCUCUCAAAAAAUCUGCUUUAUUCUUAGAGGCAGAAAAUGACACUUCCCAGUCAGAUGAUUCCGCAUCCAGCAGUUCUGAGGAAAGUGAAGAAAGAGACACUAAGAAAACCAAAAGGAAAAAGAGAGAGAAAAAAGUCCACAUCCCUGUGGUUAACAAUGAAAUACAGGAGAGGACAAACAAACGCACAAAUUGGAAAGUGGCUACAGAUGAAAGGUCUGCUGAGAGCUCAGAGGACGAUUAAAGGAGAAAGAAACAUUCUUCAGUUUCCCGAGUGACCGGAGAUUCACAGCUCUUACACCUUGGGGUUUUGCCGGUGACUCGACCGCUCAGCACAGGGGGCCUGAGAUCAGAGCCGUCCUGUGCCACCUGUGUAUGUUCUGACAGACUUCUUGUCUUCUAUUUUGGCCUGUUAAACUUGAUCCUCUAAUUGUUAAUGGAGAAUCUGGUAUUUUGUUACGAAGGUUUCUUAGAGAGAUUAUUUUUUCGCAGUUAAUCACAUUUAGCAUAGAGUGCACCUGCAGGAGACUAAAGGCCCCAGAAAGCUGAAUCCAGUAGUGACCUGGCUAUACCAGUUGGAAGGUUGAAUUUGAGGAAAGCAAGGGCUGGGGUCAAGACGUGGACUGGAGCUAGUGCUGUGUAGUGGUAUGACCAGGGAACGUCGUGUUGCUGUUUGUACAGCAGGUGCCGCAACUUGAUUUUUUUUUGGCUUCAUCCUUGGUGCUUUGAUCUUUCUGUAUUUCGGCCCCACAGGUGUGAUCUAGUUUACUUACUGAGGAAAUGAGCAUAUGAACAAGCAUUUUCUCUUCAGAUAAUAUCCACAGACAGCUGUUGUUGGUAGAGAUGAGGGUUUUCUGUCCAGUUUCCCUGUUGGACAGGGUCUGUGGCUACACUCAGUAUACCACUGAGCAUGGUGAUUGGAUAGUAAAGUUUUCUAGUUCCAUUGUUGUUUAUUGACUAAGUGGACUUGUGUUCAAAAUUAGUUCCUCAGUUUUCUUAGUUAAGUUCUCAGCCAAAUGGGGAAGAAUUAGGCAUUAGUCAUGCUGUCUAAUGGUGCUCUGGACAGGAUUCAGGGCAGGAACUGCCGUUUAAAUGUUGUCUUCCUUGUUCAUUUGUAAAUCUGUUAAUGAACUUUAGAUUUUCCCUGAAACUACUUUGAAUCAGUUCCAAAAUGAAAUUGGCUUCUCAGGGACAUAGCUGUUUCUUCCUAGUCUGCCUUUGGAUUAAAGCACCAAGCAGAGACCUUUGUUACUUCCCCUUUGCUAUAUUUGGACCCCUAAUAUGUUCAUUCUUAAGAAACCAAAAUACCACUGAAAAAAGGCUGGCAGAACACAAAGGAAUUUUUUCAUUAUGGCAGAUCAAGUGAUGUAACAUUGUUUUUUCCUUGUUGUCACUUCAUGGGCUGAGUAAAAGGCUUGAAAACUCAGACUUUUGGUCUUGGUUCUGCCACUCAUAGGCUAUGAGGUCUGGGGUAGGUAAGUCAGCCUCCUUGGCCUUUCCCCAUGUGUAAUACAGAAACACUUCAUGGUAGCCUGACAGCGUAAGACACCAGCAAUAGAAUACGGCUAUGACAACAUUCCACUGACGUGGUAGUAUUUUGUAGUUAUAAACUGUUAAAUUUGUUCUCUAUACAGAACAGAUUUCUAAUAAAAUGUUUAAUCAUAAAAUACGUGGUUGGCCAGAGGUUCCCUAUCCCUUGAUUAUAAGCAGGUGCUACCUUUUGCAAUAUUUAUUUAAAAUAUUAAUACUUUGGUACUCAGUUGUUGAUGAUCCAUGGUGUAUAUUUUUAUCUUUGGGAUUAGCAGGGGCCCAAGGAUGGAAGAACAGUCUGUAAUUACUACCUCUUAACCUAAAGUUAUUGUUCUUGGAGCAAGUGAAAUCUUUGUUGGAAAGAGUUUUCAGCAUUUUUUUUUUUAGCAUUGUUUCUGUGCUAUGAAAGUGUUAAUUCUAAGCAGACUCAGGAAGAUGGGCCAGUGGAAUGAGGCAUCUCCAGAAGUUGGUUCUGUUUGGGUCUUGACCUUCCCUUCUCAUACUAGCAGGCCUCUUUCCAGCGAAUACACAUCUUGCCUGUUUUGUUUUUUUGCUGUUUACCUUGGUCAUGUAUAAGCAAUAAAGCUGUUUUCUGUUCUUUA